Molecule: messenger RNA, 1260 nt
Organism: Letharia columbiana
Lineage: Eukaryota; Fungi; Ascomycota; Lecanoromycetes; Lecanorales; Parmeliaceae
Exons: 6
Coding region: 1-1260 (419 amino acids)
Source: RefSeq, a predicted model, not a curated record
AUGGCUGCCAUAACUCCAGAAGUUCGAUUGCAGCUGGAACACUGGGGCGAUGACAGAGGACCUUCGAUCAUCGCCGCAGCCAGUAUCUUGAUGAUCGCAACCACUCUUUUCGUAGCAUUACGGAUAUGGGCACAAAAAUUGGUCAAGUCGAGUUUCGAUCUUGAUGAUUACCUCAUUGUUGGGGCACUGCUUCUUUGUCUUGGGCUUUGCGCAACUACAAUAAUAUGCGUUCACUACGGUAUUGGGCAGCAUCUGGUCCGAGCGGUCAAGACCGAUUCUACUCCACCAGACAAACUGGUCAACCUAUUCAAGGCUAUUUGGGUUGAGGGUUUUCUCUGGGCUCUGGAGAUACCACUCGUCAAAAUCGCCAUCCUGAUAUUCUAUCGUCGGAUAUUCACAGGGAAUCAACGAUGGUUCAAAUGGGCCUUUUGGAUUAUGCUGACUUACUCUAUACUCUGGGGAACUGCUACUUUCAUAAUUGUCAUUGUACAAUGUGUCCCAGUGCCUUUUUUCUGGAAUCGGGCAUAUUCGUUUUAUGAAUUGGAUCCUCCUGACGAGGGUUCAUGCUUACAGACUCGUCCAAGCCAAGUUCCAUCCGCUCUUCUGAAUUGUAUUGGCGACUUGAUGCUAUUGCUUCUUCCUUUCCCGGUGCUUUGGCGACUUCAGAUGAAUUUGAGGCGCAAACUUGAGAUAAUGAUCAUCUUCGGACUGGGAGCAUUCGUGUUGGGGGCUAGUAUCGUUCGACUCCGGUUUAUUUGGCUUGACGAAAAUUCCGCGGACCCUACUUGGGACGAUGCCGAAACUUUAGUCUGGACCCCAGUAGAAUGCUGCGUCGGCGUAAUCUGCGCCUGCAUACCCUGCAUGGCACCUCUUCGGCGCCUUGUUGGCGGCGGCACCGCCAAAAGCGGCUACAGAACCACUGGCAAAGCCAGAACAAAAGAUAUUCCCCUGACGACUUCGCAUACAUGGCCCGGAGAGCAUUCAAUUUUUCAUAGCGAACAUAGUAAGAACGACGAAGAGAGCGGCGAGUUCGGUGAAGAAGGCUGGGCAUCUAGGAUGGAGGCUGUUACAACCAAAGUUGGAGAGCCAGGAUCGGAAACUCAGGUAUAUGCCCCUCCAUACAGGAGUGUGGUUGUCAAUGGGGCGUCGGCGGACCCAAGGGUGAGUGGGAUCAGGGAGGAGGUGCCUAGCAAUCAGAUCAAAGUUAGUAAGGAUCUGACGUGGUCGGAAGAAACGACGAGGGAGGGGGAUUCAUGUUGA